AUGUAUGACCCUUCGCUGAGGACGAAGUCUUACAUCACCUUUGGUGUAAUAUGUGCUGGUUUGGCCUUUAUGAUUCCAAUCGUAUUCAAACCAUUUUUCCUACGCAUGUUGGGUCACGACCCCGAGCCACCACCAUAUGUAAACAACGAUGAUCGAUAUCGAACUAAUAGGGAAAAGCUCUUUGGAAACAAGAAUGAAACGGCGCCUUCCCAAAAGGAGAAAUACUUGAAAGACUAUUAUCGCAACUUUCGCUAUAAUGUUGAGAAAGAAAAAUUCAUGAUGGACAGCGAUUCCUCCGACGAGGAUAACUUUCUUCUGAGAGACAGUCUCGGCGGUACAAGUCGAAAGUCUCACAGCCGCGGUAGAAAUCCAAGGAGUGCCUUCGACUGGUCACGUGCAUAUGGAGAAAAUGAGGGGGACCUGGGAAUGUCACCUGACAUAUAUCGUUCCGCAAAGAGUCUCCCAAGGGACCUUGAGUACCUUCUGAAAAAGGUUGACGACAACAACCUUGAUGACGCCGAAGUUCAUCGUCUGCGUGUUCGUCUCGAGGAAGUGGAGCAGGAAAUGACUCGUCUCCUGGAGGUUGUAAACUCAGCCGCUCUGCCUAGAACUUCAGCCAUGAUGACACCUGCCUGCAAUCAUCACCAUAAUCAUCCUGCACAUCUCAGAGAAGGACAGAUGCGCGGCAGUUUGGAGUGCAGUGAGAAGACGGACGACGAAGAGGCCCUGCUUUCAGCCAGUGAAGGUGAAGGCGAAAACAAUGAAGUAAGCUGCGGUGCAGGUGUAUUUUCACCCAGAGGGUUCUCUCUCUAA
This is a messenger RNA of Dibothriocephalus latus, 813 nucleotides long. NCBI's taxonomy places the organism in Eukaryota, Metazoa, Platyhelminthes, Cestoda, Diphyllobothriidea, Diphyllobothriidae. The record is from the annotation of a GenBank genome assembly.